AUGUCGUCUCUGCUGAGGGAGGAGAUGGACAGAGUCUUGUUCAGACCGGAGGGACAGAAGCUGGAGGAGUUUAUAGAAAUAGAGGAGCAACAGCAGGGGCGACAUUUUCUCUGCGUUUCUAUAACUAAGGAUAAAGAAGCUCAGAUCUCAGUUGUCCUGUGCCGGAGAGUUAAGCAUUCUCGGACCAAUAAGCUGCAGAAAUAUGGGCUGGAGGACAGUUAUGAAAGAACAGAGACUUGGGCCCUGGAGGACCUGCUGAUUCUGGACGGUAGAGAUCCAGAUACUGAUGAUCCCCGUUUCUUGAUGCAUUUCGACUCGGUGCGGUCCAUCAGAGCAGUGAGCUGUGCUGCGAAAUACACACUGGCCCGCUGUCUGCUGUCCCUGAGCAAGAAGUAUCACCACACGGCACUAAAACUUAAGAACUAUGACUGGACGUACAUUCAGCCCACUACAAUGUAUUCAGAUCGUGGUGACUGUGUUGUCCUUGCGCAGAUCUGUUUCUAUGCCUUUAACCUGGUGUGUCUUUCCAUGUGUCCUGUGCCUCUGGCAUAG
Molecule: messenger RNA, 552 nt
Organism: Sinocyclocheilus anshuiensis
Lineage: Eukaryota; Metazoa; Chordata; Actinopteri; Cypriniformes; Cyprinidae
Product: exocyst complex component 1-like
Exons: 3
Coding region: 1-552 (183 amino acids)
Source: RefSeq, a predicted model, not a curated record